Messenger RNA from Nicotiana tabacum (common tobacco), 465 nucleotides. RefSeq lists its product as uncharacterized. The record is from RefSeq and is a predicted model, not a curated record. Lineage: Eukaryota; Viridiplantae; Streptophyta; Magnoliopsida; Solanales; Solanaceae.
AUGACAUGGAGGAAAUUAGUACGCAACAAUCAGGGAUUACCCAAGUGGAUAUUCAUAUUAAGGCUGGCAUUACAACAAAGGCUUGCUACAAAGGAAAGACGAGCAAGAUGGGGGAUCAUUUCAGAGCAAACAUGCUUAUGCCAAAGAGAGAAUGAAACAGUGCAGCAUCUAUUCUUUGGUUGCGAGAUAUCAGGUUCUAUAUGGCAGCAGCUACUAAAGUGGCAAGGUAUACAGAGAACAAAGAAAACAUGGCUGGAACAGUUUGGCAAAGGAAAGAGUGGAGGUGCAGCAGUAUGCAGAAUGACCCUAGCAGCUACAAUUUACCACAUUUGGCAAGAAAGAAAUGAUGUGAUAUUUCAGAAGAAGAGGAGAUCAACCAAUGCUAUACGACAUGUCAGGGCCACCAUAUUUCCCCUAUUAGAAAGGACCAUGUCUAAACUAAACAGGUACCCUGAUGUAGGCUAG